This is a messenger RNA of Drosophila hydei, 5624 nucleotides long. It is a transcript of the gene chb, whose product is annotated as CLIP-associating protein. Gene Ontology annotation, cellular component: microtubule organizing center; spindle microtubule; cytoplasmic microtubule. Gene Ontology annotation, molecular function: microtubule binding. The transcript is spliced from 2 exons. Gene Ontology annotation, biological process: mitotic spindle assembly. The record is from RefSeq and is a predicted model, not a curated record. NCBI's taxonomy places the organism in Eukaryota, Metazoa, Arthropoda, Insecta, Diptera, Drosophilidae. The coding region runs from base 1096 to 5562 and encodes 1488 amino acids.
CUCACCUGAUUUACAUUCAAGGUUUUAUUUAUUUAUAUUUAGAUAGUUAAAUAAAGGCGCCACGUGCAGCAUAGCGCUACCAGACUGUUCAAUUAGAAUGUACUAUCGGCAACACACUUACAAUCUACUAUCGAUAAAUAGUCAGUAGUUGCAAUCCUGUACAUGAUAUCGAUGUGACGACUCGUAUCGAUUUAUGGCAACAACCGAUGAGAAAGAAGAGGCAAUUUUUCGCAACGCGCAACAAAAUCGGUGUUAAAUUGAUGUAAAAAGUGUGAAAAUAAUAUAAAAAUAUAAGCUAAACAACAACCAAACACUGGAAAUGUGCAACAAAAUGUGAUGUUUGUUAAACUAAACAACCGCAACGCGGCCAAAUUGCUAGUGCAAAUCUGACCCCAUGAGCAAUGAGAGAGGAAGAGAGCAAGAGAACAUACAGGCAAACAACGCGUCACUGAAUAAGUUCACGAAUUCAGCCAACAGCAGCAGCAGCAGCAGCAGACGAGACUUUGAAGACGUUGGAAUUUGUGUUGAACCCGCGGCAGCCCGACGGCGCUGCGACUGCGACGCCGACGAACACCUCUAGCAGUCAGCAAUAACGGUAGACGAAACAGAAGAGAGCAGUGAUAUUGCAACAACAACAAUAACAAAUGACAUUUAACUUGUUAAAGUGAAACUGCGCGCAACAACAACAACAACAACAACAACAUCAAUACAAAUAAAGAAGUGGGUGAGCGGCGGCAACAAUAAGAGCAAAACUGUGAUCUCUCAUCUGGCAAUUGUUCAAUUGGCUGUGCUUGAAACGAUAUAGAAUUUAUUUAAUACCCGUAUUUGUGUGCAUUACAAAUUGUUUGUUCAAUUUCCAACUGGAAAAUCAAUUUUUAACAUUGCCCAAGGCGGCCAACAAACACCAGCAGCAGCAGUAGAAGCAGUUGUUGUUAUUGCUGGCGUCAGACCCAACCCAAAACAAAAAUUGAGCGUAAAAAGAAGAGAGGGAGCCGAAGAAGAAGCAGCAGCAGCAGCCGGAUUUGCAAAUAAACUGCAACACACACACACACACACACCUUAACAAAGUGAGAGAGACAGAGAGAUAGAGAGAGAAUGGCGUACCGCAAGCCAAGCGAUUUGGAUGGCUUCAUUCAACAGAUGCCAAAGGCGGAUAUGCGCGUCAAGGUACAAUUGGCUGAAGAUCUGGUGACAUUCCUCAGCGACGACACCAAUUCAAUUGUGUGCACAGAUAUGGGCUUCCUCAUUGACAACCUGAUGCCCUGGCUGACGGGCAGCCACUUUAAGAUCGCACAAAAGUCACUCGAGGCCUUCUCGGAGCUGAUCAAGCGUUUGGGCUCGGACUUCAAUGCCUACACAGCCACGGUGCUGCCCCAUGUGAUCGAUCGCCUCGGCGACAGUCGAGACACUGUCCGCGAGAAGGCCCAGCUGCUGCUGCGUGAUCUAAUGGAGCACAAAGUGCAGUCGGCUCAAACGUUAAUUGAUAAACUGGCCACCAGCUGCUUCAAGCACAAGAACGCCAAAGUGCGCGAGGAGUUCCUUCAGACAAUUGUAAAUGCGCUCAACGAAUACGGCACACAGCAGCUAAGCGUGCGAGUGUACAUAACGCCUGUAUGCGCACUGCUUGGUGAUCCCACGGUGAAUGUACGAGAGUCGGCCAUACAGACGCUCGUGGAGAUCUACAAGCAUGUGGGCGAUCGCCUGCGACCGGAUCUGCGCCGCAUGGAUGACAUGCCUGCCUCGAAGUUGGCCUUGCUGGAGCAAAAGUUCGAUCAGGUGAAGCUGGAGGGUCUGCUGCUGCCCUCUGCGCUGCGCAACGGCAGCAGUGGCAACGGACUGGACGAGGCGGACAACAUCUCUGUGCGCGAACGACCCACAAAGAUUGUGAAGCGACAAUUGCACUCGGCCACGUCGUUGCAGCGUCAGAAGCCCACGCCCAAUGACGUUGCCGGCGAUGCGGGCGCCGUGACCAUGGAAAUAUUUGAGGCCAGCUUUGAGCAGGUGCCGCAACUGACUAUAUUCCAUGCCAAGGACAUGGAUGACAUAUACAAACAAAUCUUAGUUAUUAUAAGCGAUAAGAAUGCCGACUGGGAGAAGCGAGUGGAUGCGCUCAAGAAAGUGCGCGCGCUGCUGCUGCUCAACUAUCAGGCGCAGCAGCAAUUUAUGACUGUGCAGCUGAAGGAGUUAUCCUUGGCCUUCCUGGACGUAUUGAAGGAGGAGCUGCGCUCGCAGGUGAUACGCGAGGCGUGCAUCACAAUUGCGUACAUGUCCAAGACGUUGCGCAAUAAGCUGGACGCCUUCUGCUGGAGCAUACUGGAGCAGUUGAUACAGCUCAUCCAGAACUCGGCCAAGGUGAUCGCAUCAGCCUCGACGCUGGCGCUCAAAUACAUCAUUAAGUACACGCACGCGCCUAAGCUUUUGAAGAUCUACACGGAGACGUUGCAGCAGUCCAAGUCGAAGGACAUCCGCUCGUCGCUCUGCGAGCUGAUGGUGCUGCUCUUCGAGGAGUGGCAAACCAAGUCCCUGGAGCGACAUGCUCUCAUCCUACGCGACACGCUCAAAAAGUCCAUUGGCGACGCGGACAGCGAAGCGCGUCGCCAUUCUCGACUCGCCUACUGGGCAUUCCGACGCCACUUUCCCGAACUGGCGGAUCAGAUCUAUGGCAGUCUGGACAUAGCUGCACAGCGAGCACUGGAACGAGAACGUGACGGUGGCAGCUCUAACGGCGCCCAGCAGCGUCCAGUGGCGCCAUCACGCAUCGGACGCAGCACCACAAACACCUUGCAAAAGGCAACGCCCAGCAUGCGCUCCAUCUCCGCCGUGGACACGGCUGCGGCACAGCGCGCCAAGGCGCGUGCUCAAUACACGCUCUACUCGAGGCAAAAGAAGCCGGCGGCAGCCACGAACAGCACGCUGCAUGCUGGAGCUGCUGCAGGCGGCGCAGCUGGCGGUGGUUCGCUGCCACGACCACGUCUUAAUUCCAAUAGCAGCCACCAGAAUGUCUCGCCGGGCACGGUGACGCCUACCACACGCAUUGGACGCACACGCGCUGGCGUCUCACAGUCGCAGCCAGGCUCGCGUUCCACGUCGCCCAGCACCAAGCUGCGUGAUCAUUAUGGCAUGAGCGGCUACUUUAGGGGCGGUGCCACUGGAGCCAUACCCAAAAAGGCCUCCGGCAUACCGCGUAGCACCGCCAGUUCCAGGGAGACGAGUCCCAAUCGCUUGGCCGGCGGCGCAGUGCUGAUGAAGCGCAGCAUCUAUUCAACCGGCUCCAGUGCGCGACGCACACCUGAGCGCAAUAAUCCAGUACGCAGCACGGCUGCAUCUCGCUUGCUGGCCCAAUCCCGUGAAGCAGAAAUCUCGCUGGGCGGCGGCAACACCGGCGAUGGCGAUAUGGCCGACUACGUUUCCGGCGACUUCAUGCGCAGCGGCGGCAUACGCAUGGGACGCAAGCUGCUGGGCCGUGAUGAAUCCGACGACAUUGACUCGGAGGCGAGCUCUGUGUGCUCGGAGCGGUCCUUUGACUCGAGCUAUACGCGUGGCAACAACUCCAUGUCGAACUAUUCGCUAAGUGGCUCACGGAACCGCCUCGACUGGAACACCCAGCGUGCGCCCUUCGAUGAUAUUGAGACAAUUAUACAAUACUGUGCCUCCACGCACUGGGGCGAGCGCAAGGAUGGCCUGAUCAGCCUCACCCAGUAUCUGGCCGAUGGCAAGGAGCUGACGCAACAGCAGCUCCAAUGCGUCCUGGACAUGUUUCGCAAAAUGUUUAUGGACACGCACACUAAAGUCUACUCUUUGUUUUUAGAUACGGUCACCGAGCUGAUACUGGUGCAUGCACCCGAGCUCCAUGACUGGCUGUUCAUACUGCUGACGCGCCUGUUCAAUAAGCUGGGCACCGAUCUGCUUAACUCGAUGCACAGUAAGAUCUGGAAGACCCUGCAGGUGGUACACGAAUAUUUUCCGACGCAGCUGCAGCUCAAGGAGCUCUUUCGCAUCCUUUCGGAUAACACACAGACGCCGACAACCAAGACACGCAUUGCCAUUCUGCGCUUCCUCGCCGAGCUGGUCAACACGUACGGCAAGAGCAGCGACUUUCCCAGCGACCAAAACCAGAGCUGCGAGCGCACCGUCUUGAAGCUAGCUCAAAUGGCCGGCGAUCACAAGUCGAUGGAGCUGCGCUCGCAGGCGCGCCAGUGCCUGGUGGCGCUGUACAAUCUGAAUACGCCGCAAAUGACAAAAAUGCUGGCGGCAUUGCCCAAGGGAUAUCAGGAUACGGCACGUCUGUGCAUACAAUCGAAUAUCCGGCGACAGAGCAGUGGGGCCAACUCGCCGAGCAGCUCGCCGCUGAGCAGCAGCAGCCCCAAGCCGCUGCAGAGUCCGAGCGUGGGACCGUUCUCCUCGCUCAAUAUGCACAUGAAUUCUAGUCCACGCUCACGGCAAUCAUCUGUGGAGCAGGAGGCGAACUAUGGCUUCUCCGAGCUGGAGGUGCAGCACAAUAUACAGAAGACCUCCGAAGAGAUACGUUCCUGCUUCUCUGGCGGCCAAUACCAAUCGCUGGCGCCCAAUGGCUACAACGGACAUCAUCUGCAGUUUGCCAUCGAUCAGCAGCAGCAGCAGCAGCAGCAAUCCGGUCGUGAUUUGACAGCGCAGCAGGACUCGCUGUCAUCGAAUUCGAAGACCCAAUCGUCGGCCAAUACCACGCAAUCGAAUACGCCGGAAUCGGCAACGAUGCGACUGGAUACGGCGGCGCCACCAGCACAGCCAACAGCUAAGAUUUCACUGCUCGUUGCGGAGAAUGGGGAGCUGAUACUGCCCGGCAAUCUGCACGAGAGCGAGGUGAUGCGCGUCGCAUUGACACUCAGCAAGGAGCAGUCCGUGGAGCAGCUGCAAACGGCGCUCGCCAAUCUGGGCAUCUGCAUACGCGGCGGCAACUGCGAGCUGCCCAACAAGCAUUUCAAAUCGAUAAUGCGCAUGCUGCUCCACAUGCUGGAGGCGGAGCACACGGACGUGAUCAUCUCUGGCCUGCACGUGCUCAGCAAGAUUGUGCGCAGCGAUAAGAUGCGGCACAAUUGGCUGAACUUCCUCGAGCUGAUCUUGCUGAAGAUCAUGAACUGCUAUCAGCACAGCAAGGAGGCGCUGCGCGAGAUCGACACGAUGAUACCGCGCAUAGCGCCGGCUCUGCCCCUAGAUCUAACCAUUAACAUUGUGAAUCCGGUGAUUGCGACUGGGGCCUUUCCAGCCAAUCUGUGCGCCAUCAAAAUUCUGCUCGAGGUAACCGAACAGCACGGCACCGAGAUAACAGAUGCUCACUUGGAUACAGUGUUCCCGAAUCUGGCACGAUCGGCCGAUGACCUGCAGUCGAUGGUGCGCAAGGCGGCGGUCUUCUGCAUUGUCAAGCUCUAUCUAGUGCUCGGCGAGGAGAAGCUCAAGCCGAAGCUCUCGGUGAUGAAUCCCAGCAAGGUGCGUCUGCUCAACGUGUACAUUGAGAAGCAGCGCAACUCCAGCAACAAUUCGGGCGGCGGCUCCACCAAGAACUCCUCGGCAGCGUCCUCCUCAUGAUUGCGAGCCAGCAUCCAAAGCUCUUCACACACACACACAACACACACCACACACAAAGACAC